Lymnaea stagnalis (great pond snail) is the source of this 10548-nucleotide messenger RNA. The record is from the annotation of a GenBank genome assembly. Lineage: Eukaryota; Metazoa; Mollusca; Gastropoda; Lymnaeidae.
CACACAUUUUGCUUGUAUGUUUUUGUACUCUUUUUACUUAUCAAUUUGACUAAUCCUUCGCAUGCAAUGCUUGAAUGGCUUUUUGGUGACGGAAAAGAUACAGGACAAGCAUCCACCGAAACAGAAGAAAUAAAGCCCACCAUACGAUUCGAAGUGUUGUCUUCAGAUGAAAAGUUUUUAGAUUAUGCUCGCACUCUAAGUGAUAUGUCACCUUUAGACGCAUGUUACAAUAUUGUAAGUCCAGCCUAUUUAAUAGCUUUUUCUUUGAAAAUGAAAACAUGCAUAGGCACAUGUAAUCAUGGAGUUCAGCUUCCUAAAUACUAAAAUUAAAUGUUUAAGUUUAUUAUAUUUAUUUUAAAAAAUCAGUCUUACUUAUUACUUUACUUCGUGUUUAGGAGAUAAAAUUAAAUUAAUGAGCGUCAUACACAUUCACAACUUACGAGAACUCAAGGCCUGAGCACAGGGUGUGCGAAUUUACGUGACAUCACAGCAGGGAUACAAUUCUGAUUUUUAUUAUGUUUGUAAAGAUUUGGACGUUGAUUAUAAUGGUAAAAACCGUUUUAAAAUCGGACUAAUAAUUUUUAAUUUGUAGCAUUUUAUGAGACAAACAUGGCCAAAGUGCAGUUUUGAGAAAACACGCUUCGAAUAUUAUAUAUACUAUACAUAAUUCAAAAUUUUAAAAAGUCAGUUAGUGGGUAAUGCACAACCAUAAUUGUGUAAAUCGUAGUAAUCUGACACAGUAUCAAAGAAUCCUAUUAAAAUUGCCGCUAUUGUUUACGAGUGAAGGAAAUUCCGAACCUGUCAGCAUGGUCACUUGCACUGCCAGGUCUCUGGCAACAAGCAGUAGUAGGAAGAAAGUGAAACCUAGUUCUUGAGAACCCUUAAUGUUUUUAUUUUUUAUUACUAAAGGUUGAGCAGAUUGUAACAGUUGUAGUUUAUUGAAUUUGUAAUCACUUUUUUUGUGUGGAAUACUUGAUGCGGCCCAUUCUCACUCAGACUCUACCUCCUGCGGCCCUCGGAUAAUUUGAGUUUGAGACCCCUGUUGUAAAUGUAGGACAAAAUAAAAGAAAAAUGUCAAAUUCAUGUUAAUUUCUUUUUAUUUACACCUUUUAAAUUUCUGUGUAUUGAAAAGUAUUUCUGUCGUCUGUACCAGUUUUUAGUGUUGUUUUUUAAAAAUAAACAGUAUUUUUCUUAGUCCUAAAUAAUAAUAUAAGACGAUACUUGACAAUAUGUUUUGACCUACAUAAUUCGAUUUACGGGAAGUACAUAAAUAUAAAAUAAUUAGUUACCGUUCAACUCAAAAUAUGUUCAUUUAUUAAAACACGUUUGAAGUAGCUGAUGUUAGUUUAAAUCAAUAUACAUUUAAGUUGACAUUCAAAGAAUAGUUUUUAAAUCGAAUCACUAAAGCCCUAGCAGACUACACAGCGAGGCAUAACUUAAGCUUCAGACUGCUACCAAAGGCCUCCUUCCUGUGACGACACAAACCUGCGAUAAGGCCUUGUACUCUUAGUGGGUCAUGACUUAUUACUUUACUUCAUGUUUAGGUGAUAAAAUUAAAGUAAUGAGCGGGAGACAUGAUUUUAAUUUUUAAAAUACAAACACUAACAUGACCAUGUUUAUGUUAAAAGUUACCCUCUUUAUUGCCUUUGGGGAUGAAGCGUGUUUUUGAAAUACACUUUAUUAUUAUUAUUUAUUAUUAAAUUGAUAUUAUGGCUGGGAGACCACACACACCCCAGGAAAUAAUACCAUUGGCAGCAUUGGGGCAGUAACUGACAGCUCAGCAGAUAGCACAGGAGGUUUGGAUAUUAUCCUCUUUGACUUUGAUACCUGAAAUUCUAACAAAAGAUAUGUCGUGUAUACAGUGGCAUGUGAUUAAAUUCUAACAAAAGAUAUGUGUAUACAGAGGCAUGUGACUAACCAAGUGCAGGCUCCCCAAAUGCGCUUUACUUUGUACACUUUGCCAGCCUCAUUAGUUGUCAAGGGCAAGGAUUGGAUUGCAAUGCAAUGUUUUCGCAGUAUAGUAUAUUUCUGACUGAUGUUGCAGAAAGCUAUCCAUUUAAAAAAAAUAUAUAUCAUUAACUUUAAUAAAUUCUAGGCAACAGGAAGUAAAGUAAAAUAAUUGAUAAAUAUAUAGAUAUAAAUUAUAUAUGGGACGCUGAACUCUAUGAUUACCCAUGCCCAUACAUAAUAAUAUACAUUAAAUAUAUUUCUUUUAUUGUGCCAUUGCUAAACUGUAACCAUGAAAAAUAAAAACUAUCUGUAUGCAAAGUUCAGAUUGGUAGCAUUUUGGGAUGUUGUUUUAGAGAUUAGUUUUAAUAAUGAACAGACUAUAAAAUAACUUAAAAUAUAUUAAAUUGUCUUAAACAUUUUCUUUUUCCAUUUUUAAAAAAUCAGGUCAUCUACCAUUUGAAAAAAAAAUGUGGAGAAUUAACAGAAGAGGAACUUGGAAAACUCUCUGUGCAGUUGCUUAACUGUCAGUCAGAAGCUGAAAAUCGACAAGUGUAUUCAUGUACAAGUUCAAUGGCAAGUUAACAGUACUUACAUGCAUUAGUCAUUAGCAUUCAAACCUUAAUUUAAAAAAUGCAUGAUUCUUUAUAUUACAUGUUGAAGAUCUUUAUUUAAGAAAUACCAAUUCAAAUAAUGGGGUAUUGGAAUAAAAUGUUGAAAAUUUAUACAAGUAAAAAAAAUUAGUAAUUUAUAUCCUAAAUAAAGUUACUGGGUAUAAACUAAACCAAUGAUGUUUUAUGUAUAUGCAUCAAUUGAUGCAGUUUGCUAAUGUUACAAAAAUAGAGAUAGAAAUGAAACAUAUAUAUAUAUAUAUUAGUAAAUUAAAAAUACCUUUAUAUUGCCUCAGAUGUUCUUACUCUUCAAGUUUUCUUCAUAUGAAUUUUAUUAAAUCUCAUUUAUUUUAUGGCAGACUCUAGCAGAGUGCACCCAGUCAAUGGAUGGCACCACUUGGAAUAGCUAUCAAAUUGUUGGCAAUAGAGCUAGAGCAAUGUGCUAUGCCACACAGCAGGUGCAAUUCAGAAGACUGACGGAAGUUACAGUCAACCAGCUUGUGUCAGCAGCAAGUGACCAAAUCAAAACAUUGACUGAUAUCAAGGUUGGGUCAGUUUCAUAAGUUUAUACUUCUUUCCCAUUAUGGAAAUUAAUAAUGUAAAAAUAGUUUUAUUUCAAAUAUAAAUAAUGCUCACGAUAAGUAAAAGCAAAUUUUUGAAAAAUUAAUAACAUUUAUAACAAAGCAUAGAUAUUUUAAGCAAGUAUUAUUGUUAAGGAGAUGAAAAUAAAAUUCUUGCCAAAUCUGCUAAAUUUUUAUAACAGCUUUUUAAAAUGUCAGUUUUUCCCAAAGCUUGCUUCUUUCCAAAAUAUUAUUUCCUGAGUUUGAUGAACCUUAAAGAACAUGUAACAUUAAAGUAUAUUGUUUCUAAUUGGGACUAUUUAUACAAUAAUGAAAAAUAUAAACUUAUUAUAAUCUGAUGCAGUCAGGCCAGGAACAGUUACAGUCAUUGACCUCUGAGACAGUCCGAAAGUUGUAUGAAAGUCAGCAAGAUCUCCUGUCCACACAACAUGCCCUGAGAGCUGCACAUGAUGAUGUUUUCAAGCACAUAGCUGUCAAUGUCCAAGAGAUAUUGCAUGAAAAGGCUCUAAUAGCAUCAGGAAACAAGGAGUUGGCUGCUUUAACAGAAAAUAUCAAAGACAAACUUGGUAGAUCUUGAAGAAUUAUCUUAAUAAAUGGGUGGUUAAAUUUUUUUAAACCUGAUUGUUAUGUCUUGAUCUAAGUAGAUAAACAUUAAAAAAUAUUUAAUGUAUUUAGAAGGUUGUGACUUUUAAAAAAAACAACUAUAUAAUAUUACUUAGCACUUUUUAAAAUAAAUGUAAUAUAUUUUUUAUGAAACAAUAGAUUCUACAGCUCGUCAAAUAAAAGAAAGAGAAGAGGUUGAACACAAAAAGCAUGAACGAAUUUUGCAAGAUUUGAAAGACAUUCAAGACAGCGCAGAGGCUUCUGUUAAAAAAUUAGGUUAGUUCAUGCAUUCUCCUUGGUUAAAGCUUUUUAAAAGAUUUAAAUUCAACAUUGUUAUUUAAGAUUCAUUUUAAAAUUUGGGACUACUAAUGGAAUUGAAAUAUUGAUACAGAGGAUGCAAAAGAAAAAACAACAACCCAUAGUUCAGUAUGAUUUUUAGGUUGGGGGGGGGGGUAAUAAUUGGUGGUAUAAAUUUUUUAAAGAUGAUUAUUUUUGUUUCUUUUCUUAAUGAAAUUUUUCAGAGUUAAAUCUUGAAAAGUUGUUGAGAAAGUGUGAACAGCUUGACUCACUGUACUUUGGGAUGUCAGCCAACCUUUCCAAAAUGAAUGGAACCAUCAACCAUGUCAUGUCUGAGCUAUCAACAUUAGGCGAACAUCUUGAUGAGAAAAUCUCCUGGAUAACACAGCUUCUAGGUGGUGCAGGUAUGGAUUUCAGUCAGCAAUUGAUCUGUUAUCUGGCUCAAGGUGACAAAAUUGUUUUUAAAUAUUUCUGAGUGAUCCAUGCUGAGAAGCAUAAUGAUUAAUAACAAAAAAACUUGAUGGAUGUCACAUAUCAUUUACUCCAGACAUUAAAAGUUUAGCUUAUGAAUUAUUUUAAUAAAAGAAGAAAUGUAUUGCUUAAUAUUUAUGAACUGCUAAUAUUUCAAUGAUUAUUGAGUAGAUCCAGAAUAUAUAAGAAAAGAUUUACUUGCUCUAAUUAAUGCUAUUGAAUUAUUUCAUAGCUUUGGACAAUUUAGUACAAUUUAAUUUAAUGCCACUGUUUCCUCUUUUAUAAUUCAUUCACAUCUUUCUGGUAUUUACAUUUUAAAACACUUAAUUUAUUUUAAAUAAAUUGAAUAGCUUUAGCUAUAAAACAUCUUGAUAUUCCAGUCACAUCCAACUGUACCUUCUGAUAAGGUCUGAUGACUCUUGCUCUUUCCUUGUUUGAUAUUUGAUAUGUCCAGAGACGCACUUAGUCUAAAAAAAUUUUAACAUCUUUGCAGAUAACAAACUGGCAGACAUGUCAUGCUGCCUACUGCAUAUUGCCUAUUUCUUCCUCCUGGUGGUCACUGCGACUUUUCUUGAAAUUUCUCUCCCUUUUCGGUUGGCCAUGUUGGUGAUAAUAGUUGGAAAUGUUGCAGCUGAGCUGAAUUACCAAAACAGUUUAGACUUUGCAGGCCUAACUGUCUUUUUGUUGUCCAUAUAUUUUGGUGAGUACUUGUAGAUAAAACAUGUAGAUUUUAUAAAUAUAAGGCUUUUUGGACCUCUGACCUUAAGUCUUAAUGUGUUACUGUAAUAGUUGACAAGGAAUAUUGUAGGGUCAGUUACUGUUUGCUUAUGACUAAUAUAUAUGAAAUAAAUUUGAUUUUCAAAUGUUUUUAUUACUCAAAGCACUCAUUUCAUCACUACCAGAGCAUUCAUUUCAUCACCACCAGAUCACUCAUUUCACUACCACCUUACACGAAGUUGAAAAAGAUUAUUCAAAAUAUCUUCUUAAGUCAGAUAUUAUUCCCAUUGUCUGUAAAGUACCUUAAUAGUUUUUAAUUAAGAAUUCUCAGGGAAAACGUAAAUAAUUUUGGUAAUUUUAUUCCAUUUUCUUUCCUGUAGGUUUCAAACUAUUAAUUUAUAUAGGUUUAAAAUUCAACACGAUCCCAAGAACUGCUUAUCAGAGUCAAAAUGCCAUCACUCUUUCAAGAUCUAGUCACCCGGAACUGUUGCCACCCCAUGAGAUGCGCUUGUUAAUAGAUCUCCUCAAAAGAGUUUCUGAAACAAGUAUGGUGAUACUUAAAAAAGAUAUUGUUAUUUGCAUCAUUUAAAAAAAAAUUCUGACAGUGUUCUUUGCAUCCAAUAUUAUAUUUAUUUUAAAAUGUUCUCCCCCCAUAUCCCCUACCUACCCUGGAAUGGAUGCUCAUCACAAAGGCACAACUUGCAUAAUAGUUGUCACAGCCCCAUGGUAGUGUACAAUUUUAUUCAAUUUAGAAGUAAUGUCAUAUAUUAGUGGGGGCAUCGUUGUAAAAUAUAAAUUAAAUACUAUUUUUUUUUAAUAGUUUUUCCUCUUUCAAAAAUUUCACAUAUUUAUUUUUGGUCUCUAUUUUUAAGCAUCCCAGCAUUCUCCACCCUCUCCUGUUGUAACCCACAACGGAUCUGUUCUUCAUGAUACAAGUUUUCGUCCUUCCACACCGCCAAGGAGUCGAUCAGAGGUUUCUGACCAGUUAGACAACAGUAUUCUCCAGGUCCUUAUUUCAAUGUAAUUUUUUAAACUUUUAGUGCUAGCAUUGGGGACAAGCUAAUUGUAAAAAAAAUUUAUAACAACUUGGAGUUGAUGUCCAGAUUAAUUUGGACUUUCAUUAGAAACUCAAGACAGUUGGUCUCAUUAACUCAUUUUUGAAAUGUCAAUUUUCAGAUUUAAGUUAUAUUAAUAUUGUUUUAUUAUGAAAAUUAUGUUGCUUUUUAUUUUGUAAUCAAAUUUUUUUUUUUGCUGCACAAGAUGAUUUUAAUGAUUUAAUUGUUAUAUAUUCAUUGUUUUAACUAUAUUAUGGAUAAAUCAAUGUUUAAUUAAUCUCACCAAUGAACAGGAUGUUGGCUCUUUUAGAAGGACUCUGAUUGGUCAUCUAGGUCUCUCCUCUCGAAAUUCAUCAAGGUCAUCAACACCUUUAGCAAACGAAUCAAGGUUGGAUAUUUGCAAAUUUUCAGUUGUAUUUUAGGCUCAUACUUUUAUGUUGUUGUUUUUUUCAAAUUAUAUAUAGAUCAGUAGUAUUAGAACUAAAUUAAAUUCAUGACUCAAAAAGCAUGACGGCAUGUUUGUGUAAUUUGUAUUGACAUAAGAUAAGAUACUCUCUUUUUAUUGACUCUGCUUUUAUUGAUCCUAAUUAAUUGAAAUUUGUUUGAUUACAUUGCACAUAUUGUUUACAGUCUGGAAAGUUUUUAAGUAGGUUUUUAUUGCUCCCUAAAAUUUUGGUAGCAAGGCAUUAGGUGAAUCAUUUAAAAAUUGCAAUUGUUGAACUUAUUCUAUACUCAUUUAUUGAUAUUCUAAAUUAAUUUUUAAAUUGUUAAACUAUUUAUGGGUAAAUCAAUAUUUAAUUAAUCUGACCAAUGAGCAGGAUGCUUCUUUUAGAAGGACUCUGAUUGGUCAUCUAGGUCUCUCCUCUCCAAAUUCAUCAUACACAUUCUUUCAGACUUACCAUUUUGGUCACUUUUUCUAUACUUACUUUCUCAACCCACCAUUUAGACACUUUUUUAGCAUUAUAUGUUUCAGGUUACCUAACAACCAAAAUAAUAUACACAGGACUGUUCAAGUUAAAUUCUAUGAUUUUCUUCCUUUUAAAAACUCUGAUUGUUUUUAUCCAUUUUUAUUAUUGUAACAAAGUUUAAUGUAAUGUAAGCAUCACUUUUCAAACUGCUAAUAAAUUUAUUUACAAGCCUAGAUGACAAAACUAUCAAUGAGAAUGACAAAUAGAGAAUUGAAAUUGAUGCAGAAAGUGAUAUUGAUGAUCCUCAUGGUUGAAGAUGGCUGAAUCUGAAUCUUUACUAACUUUAAACUUAUAAUUCAUUAGUACUUAAUGCCCUAGGUCGGUGGAAGCUACCUUGGAGACGACAUUAAAUAUAUUACCGGUAUAAUAAAAAAAAUACUCAACUUUCGGACAUUAUAAUUUAAAGCAAGGUUUCUUUACCCAUAAGCCGGGCCACACACCCAAUCGAUUUCAAAUUUUCCUCACCAGCCACCCACCUCCACCCACUUUCUGAUAAAAAGUAUCGUAAUAAAAUGUUUUAUUAUGAAAAUAAUUGAGUUAUGAUAGCUUUUAUUUUUUAAAAAUUAACUUAUUUAAAUGCUAGAAACAAAAAAUAAAAUAAAUGAAACCAGUACAGAUGAUGUGCCAAAAAAGUAAAUUAGACAAUAAAAAACAUCUGCUUCUGCUAAUAAAUAAAACCUAUGCUUUUCAUGUCUACCCAUAACACCUGGCAGUGUCUUGUGCAUCCCCAUAGAGGCACCCCUGGUUAAUAGCCUUUAAUUUAAAGGAUGCUUACCCAUAACCAUCUUUUUAUCUUAACUGUUUCAUUUAAUUAAUUUGUUUCUUCUUUUAAAAAUAUAUAUAUGUUUAAGAAAGGAGCCGUAUCUCUUUGCUCAGGCAAAUAAGACAAUUUACAUAAAAAGUAGGUUAAGCAGAGUAUUUGAAAUGAUUUCAUAUUUUUGGAUACAAAUUUUAAAAUAAUGCAUGUAACAAAGUAUUUUUUGUUUUACAGGUCUUCCACACCUUCCAUUUCUUCGCGUUGUUUAUCCAACACUGUAGCAGGAUCACAGUGCCGCCUUCCAGCUGCCCCAGGUUCAGAUUUUUGUCGUAGACAUAAUCAGAAUCAGAGAUAAAAAAAAAUUGCUUGUUUUUUUUUGCAUCGUAAAUAAAUGUUAACUUUUAUUACUUUUAUUCUGAGGUCUCUAGAUAUGUACCUUAUGCAUACAUAGUUUUUUUCACUUGGUAAAUAUGUUUGGUUGUUUAUAAAAUAUUUGAAGAUGUUUAUUACGGUAAUUAAAAAAAAAAAUAUUACUUUGUAUUUACUGUGUGGUCCAAUAACCUGUUAAAUAUAAGGACAAUCAUUUUGGUAGCAUGCUACAAUACACAUAGGUAGCAUAGAGAUUAUCAGCACUUAGUGUUGGUGUUAAAAACCUCAAAUUUAAUUUUUGUGUGAAUCAUGUCUAUUUGAUAUGUUCCUCUAAAGUAGGAGUGGCCGACCUCAGGCAGAUUGCGGCCCACCUUAUCAAAUAUUGCCUGAUUUAUCAUACUGUUUGUGGAUAUUAAGCAUAUUUGUUCUUCAUUCAAUUGACAAAGAAAUUGAGAUUAAAAAAAUAAUUGAGAGAAAAUAUAAAAUAUUACAAGUUUACUUUAAUUUGUUUUUUUUAUUUACAAUUUCAUUAUGUGCGUUAAGCAUAUGUAUAUAAACAUUUUUACACAGUAAUACAGCAUUAAAUGGGUGGGUUUUUUUCUUUUUUAAAAAUAUAUAUUGACAUGCGACCCAGGAACAGUUUUCUCGUUUUCAAGGAAACCUGCAAAGGCUUUUGGGUUGGCCACCCCUGCCCUAGAGUGUUAAUUGUUCUUAAAUAUAUGAAAUUAGAAAUCCUGUGAUUUACAGUCCUUUACAUACAUUCUCAGAUAAUAUAAAUUUGGAGCCAAUGCUGUUUAAAGAAUAUAAUUUUUAUGUGCUGGAAUUAGUGGCAUUCCUUGAUUAAUUGCUGCCCAGGGCAAACUCUCAAAAGGUCGCCCCCAACACACCCAUCAUUUAUUUAUCUUUAUAUAUACACCCAAACAAGCUAUCACUGACUGAAUUUGUGCAACUAAUCCAAAAGUAAUGGAUUGAAACAUUUUCAUUUAUCUAAGCACAGAAAAAAAAGUGUAAUUGUUAAGCAAUUUACAUCUCAAUAUUUUGAUAUUUUUGUAUAUAGUUGAACUCACUUAAUGUGUGCCGAAAAAUAAAAUUCUAAUGCGCAUUUAGACCUGUGUUAUAAUGUUAAACAAGUAUUCAUAGUAAUGUGUUCAUUGCAUUUUCAAAAUAUUAAACUCUAACAAGGUAAGGUAAAUGCUCUGAAUGGGCCACUGAUUGUUGUGAGAUGGAUACAAUGAUGGGUUUUUUCUAAGAUAUAUGAAAGCCGUUAAGAUGCAUGCCGCUUCAGAUACAUUGCUCAGCUUGUUUUAUCUUGUUAUUUUGUUAAGUGUUUAGUAAAGUUAAUAUAAAAUUGGAUACAUUAAUUAAUAAUAAAAAAAUGCAGGUUUUUGCGUAUAGUAAGUCAUGAAUUGUAAAAAUAAGAAUUAAUGAAAAACUAAAUGUUUUCCUAAAUUUUCUCACUUGAACAAAUUUUGCAACAAUUUUCAAUUAGGUGUGAAGAAUUGUUUUGUGUAGAAUUGUUAGGCCACAAAUUGAGCCAUUAAAGUGUGGACAAAUCUUGUACUGUAAAAUUUUUAAGAUGUCAUUAUUAAAAAAAUGUCCUUUUUUCAAAUUUGCUUUUAAUAUGUAUUCUUUUUUGUUUUGAAAAUCAAAUGAAAUAUCUUUAAUGUUUGUAGAGAGCCAUUUUAAAUUGUUUAUAUCUUGUUAUUAAAUUGUACUAACAUUUUCCAAUUAUAAACCUUAUUUACAUUUAAAUUAUUUCAGUUUGUACCAUUAUUCAUUUAAGAAGUAUUUUAAGUGUUUGAAUCUCAAUAUUCAGUAAGAAAUUCCUUUACACUGAAAGAAAGAAAGGAAUUUAUUUUAAUGAUUGUCAUUCUUCUAUUUUUUCUAGGCAAUUUAGCAUUACAUUAAGCUUCCAUACAGAACUCAAUGUAUGGUGAGAUAUUUUAUAAAAAUUUUAAUGUUUUUGUUUAAACCUAUACAUUCAACAUCAAAUUUCAAAUUUACCAGCUAACUAAACCACGGCACAACAGUCAAUACAUUCAAUAGUAAUGAUCGUUUAUUAUAUUCUUUCUAUAACAUUUACUCCAAUAAAUCACUGUUCUAUUGUGCACUUUUGUCUUUUUUUGGAAGUAUUUCUCACCAAAUUGUACAUUACUGUUAAGAAAAGUUUUU